GUACAAAGCCAGUGAGCUGAUUUAAUUUGCUGUUUCCUCCAGUGGGCGGAGUAGCAGGGCUCUGCCUGGCCGCAAAGCGCUGCUCUCUGUACCGUGUUGUUGCCGUUAUCUCUCCACUCAUGCGGACCCAGCUGAAGCUCAUGGACUAGCCGGAGGUGUAGCGGACUGUGUUGAACUCGUAGUGGACUGAGUGACGCCGGUUGAUCAUGGCUGCCAAAGAAGACCUCUACAGCAAAAUCCUCCCUCGGCGGCUCCGGCAGAACCGAGCGGGAUCGAUGAAAUGCGGCUCCAGCCUGGACGUGCUGUUGUCCAUGGGCUUCCCCAGACCAAGGGCACUCAAAGCUCUGGUGUCAACUGGAGGUCGGAGUGUACAAGCAGCAUGUGACUGGCUGUUUUCACAUGUGGAUGACCCGUUCCUGGACGACCCUCUGCCCAGGGAGUAUGUUCUCUAUCUUCGACCUAGUGGGCCACUCCAGAACCAGCUGUCCCACUUCUGGCAGCAGAGCCGGGUCACCUGUGGCAAAAACAAAGCCCACAACAUUUUCCCCCAUAUUACUCUCUGCCAGUUCUUCAUGUGUGCCGACCACAAAGUAGAAGCUCUGUGUGAGGCCCUCCAGGCCACCGUACAGCAGUGGCGGGGUAGAUUUCCCAGCCCGCUGCCUUUAGAGCUCUACACAUCUUCCAACUUCAUUGGUCUUUUCGUGGAGGAGCAGGUGGCCGACAUCCUCAAGCAGUUUGCAGCUGACUUUGCUGCAGAGGCUGUCAGGAAGGCAGAAGUCCAUGUAGAGCCUCACAAGAAGCAGCUCCAUGUCACUCUAGCCUACAAUUUUCCUAGUGAUCACCUCCCCUCACUGGAGAAACUAGCUAAGGGCAUUGAAGUGAAGCUGGGAUGCGACUGGUUGGCUGUUCUGUUCUCCCGGGACAUUCGUUUUGCUAACCAUGAGACCCUGCGGGUGAUGUACCCCUACAUGCCACAGAACGAUGAUGAACUGGAGCUGGUUCCUGGGGAUUUCGUCUUUAUGUCUCCUGUGGAUCAGAAUAGCACCAGUGAGGGCUGGGUGUAUGGGACCUCACUGGCCACUGGGCUAUCUGGCCUGCUGCCUGAGAACUACAUCAGCCUGGCCGACGAGUCCGACACCUGGGUGUUUCAUGCCUCCCAUUCAUUCUUCAGCUGUGGGCCCAGUGACAAGAGCAGUAAAGAGAGAGGCAUGUUUGAUGGCCUGUUGGACAGCCGACGGCCUGAUAGCACAAGCCCUGGAGACACACCAUCACUCAGCCUCAUCUGUCAUCCAGUGCAGCAGGUCCUGAGGAUCAGCGGUAGUCACUCCCGGCAACCUAAGCGCACUCUUUUUGUCUGCCGCCAUGGUGAGAGGAUGGAUGUGGUCUUUGGCAAACACUGGCUCGCCCUCUGCUCAGAUAGUAAAGGUAGAUACAUACGUUCCAACCUAAACAUGCCUCCUAGUCUGCCUCUGUGGGGAGGACAGAGAGACUAUGACAUGGAUUCUCCUAUCACUGUGUUUGGAUCUACACAGGCUCGACUUGUGGGUGAAGCCUUAUUAGAGAGCAACACAGUGAUAGACUUUGUGUACUGCUCUCCUGCUCUGCGAUGUGUUCAGACUGCACAGAACAUCCUGAAAGGUCUACAGCAGGAUGGUAAGCUGAAGGUGCGAGUGGAACCAGGGCUUUUUGAAUGGACCAAGUGGGUGUCUGGGAGCUCCCUGCCUGCAUGGAUACCUCCUACUGACCUGGCUGCUGUCCACUUUAAUGUCGACACAACUUACAGACCUCUGAUCCCAAUCAGCAAGCUUACUCUGUCUGAGUCCUAUGAGAACUACAUGAGUCGGAGCUAUCAAGUAACCAAAGAUAUCCUAUCAGACUGCAAAAACACUGGAAACAACGUGCUGAUUGUAGCCCACGCUUCUUCCUUAGAAGCCUGCACGCGCCAACUGCAGGGCCACAGCCCACAGAGCGCCAAGGACUUCAUCCAAGUGGUCCGAAAGAUCCCCUACCUGGGCUUUUGCUCCUGUGAGGAGCAGGGGGACACAGGGGUGUGGCAGUUAGUGGACCCUCCCAUCCUCCCCCUCACACAUGGGCCAAACCACACCUUUGACUGGAGGGAGACACUCCUGCAAGAAUGACACCUGCCUGAUCAGAACCUCUUAACCUGAUGAUAUAUACCCACAAGACUGCAGUGACAUGUUUCAUGACCAAUGCCCUACCCCUACCCAUCCUCCAAAUACUGGAACUUUGUUCUUUUCAGCCUGUUUAGCAGCUUGUGGCUUAGCAAGAAGAGCCCAGGCUUUCUGCCCAAAGUUGGUGAAUCCCUACCAGUGAACAGUGACUGCAUCCCUGAAGAAGUUAGCUGGGGCAGUGUGACUGAGUGUUCUCUUGACAUUUAGCAGGAUUACGCUCAUAUUACCCACCCAGUCUCAGGAAUUUUUGUGAAAUUAGGAUCCAGAUCAUAAGAUAGGUGUUCUUCCUCCCAUAUGAAUGCAUUAAAAAUUCCUUUUGAUUGAUUUUAGUGUGCAUUCGCUCAUCGUUAAUGUUCCAUUUCACUGAAAGCUUUCCCUGAAAUGCAGCGGUCUUCAAGUCACAAACUUAUAAAAGCUCAUUUACUCACAUAAAUUUAAUUGUGAGGUAAUGUUACCAUUACCAAGAUACCCCCCGGCGCAAUACUCAUUCAUGUUAAUGACCAGUACAAUGUGGUUUCCUGCUAUUAUUAUUAUUAUUAAUCAUUUAAUGUCUCUAUAUUAUCAAUUUUUUUUCUACCAAAUUUGCUCUGCUGAGUUGUGGAAAUGUUAGCACACAGUAGCAUUCUUGCUACUAUGUGUAUAGUUUUUUGGUCCAUUAUAGAAGUUAUUGAGGGCAUCAUGAGAAGGUGUUCUAUCAAUUGAAUUUUUGGGGGUAGGAGAGUCUAUCAUUUGGGGGGAUUAAAAACUUUGCAGUUCAGGAUUCCUGCAGUUCUCCAAAUGUUUAUGUAGGAAUUUAUAUUUGGAGAUGGCUGUAAGAUUAAAUCAAAAAACAUUUUGGUAAAGUAGGAAAAAAAUCUUGACAUGUACAGUAGACCAAAUGUAAUGUAACAGCACCAAGUCUGCAUUUACAGGUACUAAUAACAAGCAGUAACCUUGUUUUGUCUGACCAACAGUCCAGAAUCCAAAGAUUUACUUCAAAGCUCAUGUAGGUCAAAGAAAGGCAUCAGAAACUGUGUUUCAGGGAUUAUUGCUGUUGAACAAUUGUUAUAACUUUAAUAAAAGAUGAAAUGUAA
Molecule: messenger RNA, 3265 nt
Organism: Archocentrus centrarchus (flier cichlid)
Lineage: Eukaryota; Metazoa; Chordata; Actinopteri; Cichliformes; Cichlidae
Gene: ubash3bb
Product: ubiquitin associated and SH3 domain containing Bb
Exons: 14
Coding region: 207-2138 (643 amino acids)
Molecular function (GO): protein binding
Source: RefSeq, a predicted model, not a curated record